CGGCAGCACCAGCACCAGGUCACCGGAGGGGAGGCAAAGGGAACCACGGCUGCUCUUCGCUCCCCACAGCCCCCUUCAGCCGCUCGCCAGCUCCGUGCCGGGGACACCGCGGCGGCAGGGCAGGGCCGUGACCGGAGCCGCCGCCAUUUAUUCUAACAGCCAGAACAUUUCGUUUCUCGAAUACUCUCCUGCCUUUUGCUUUCCCUUGUGGCAGUGCCGCCGAUAACUGCCCACGAGCUCUGUUUACCGGAGCAAAGUCCACUCUGGCUCGCACACGACGGCGUCUCUCCGUGCUGGCCGGACCCAGCGCUUGCCCGCGGCCGGCCGGGCUCUGCCGAGCGCAUCGGGGUCCGGCUGCUGACACCCGAGCCGGCCGUUGCCUGGUUAUAUCCACAAAACAGCCCCGCGCCGGGGCCGGGGUAUCCUCUUACGGAGCAGAGAACAGCUGAGCCUCUUCAAUCCGCACCCUGCCCUUGGCAGCUCAUCAGAUAAACCCCAGCCGGGGCUCGGCAGCGCCGCUGCCAUCGUCCCCUCCGUCCCCUACAAGGGUUUGUUGGACCCAGCCCGCACGACCUGCAGGUUUCUCCCCUUGGCAGUUUCAGCUUUAGAUAUAUAUUUAUACGCGCAACUUGUGCGAAUUAACAGCAUUCCUCUCCUAUUGAGUCAAAAGUCUCGGCGCAAACAGAGGCGCUUCAUGGAAAAAAAGAGAAAAAGAAGGUGGGACGUGCUGAAAAAAGCAACAGGAUCAAAAAAAAAAAAAAAAAAAAGAAAAAAAACCCACCCAAAUCUCCCUUUUCCUUUUAAAGCUCUGUUCCCAGGAGAUGGACAAGCGCAGUUAUUUUAAACCUGAUUCCAGCAGCCCGGCAGCGAGCAAGGCACGGGCAAGGUGGUGGUGACGGUGUUGGUGACGCAGGGACGGGGUGGCACUGGGCAAUGUUGCCAGCUGCGGUGCUCGUUGCUGGGCGAUUUUGGGGCACGUAAGCUGGUGACUUCCUGAGCGGCGAGCGCUGACUUCCUGAGCUGUGGCGGCAGCGGGCAGGAUCGGGCUCUGGCGGAGGGACCUGAUGGCAGAGCCUGAGCCCCCUCCAGAGCUGCAGCUGGAUGAAGCCGGAGCAUCCUCAGCCCCACAGGGAGCGGCUGCAGGCGCUGCUCCGCACCCGGACCUUUCGCACAGCCCGUUAGACCCAGCGGUGGGUAUGGGGGUGACACCCGUGCACGUGGGCAGCCCAGACGCCUGCCGGGAGCUACGGGCAGACAUCAGGGACGCUUCCUUGGAGCUAGACAUGCCAGGGCCCCAGCUGGACGAGGAUGCGGCCCAGACUGGGAUCCUGCUGGACGUGGCAGGAAUCCCACUGGACGUGGAUGCAGAUGGAGCAGAGAUCCCACUGGAUGUGGAUGCAGCAGGGAUCCCACUGGACGUGGAUGCAGAUGAAGCAGAGAUCCCACUGGAUGUGGAUGCAGCAGGAAUCCCGCUGGACGUGGAUGCAGAUGGAGCAGAGAUCCCACUGGACGUGGAUGCAGCAGGGAUCCCGCUGGACGUGGAUGCAGAUGGAGCAGGGAUCCCCCUGUACAUGGACACGGAUGGGGCAGGGAUCCCAGCCGACACAGACCCAGGCGGGGCAGGGAUCCCGCUGGACAUGGAUGCAGAGGGGGCAGGCGGCCCCCUGGACGCAGAUGGCACAGAGCAUCAGUGCCUGACCCUCGAGGAGCUGGGGGACUACUUCCAAGAGUGCAUCGAAGCCGUCGAGCAGCUGGAGAAAGAGAGAGACAGCCUGAUCGCAGAGCUUGCCCAGCUCCGGGAGCCGGCGCUGCAGGAGAUCCGCCAUGCCCACGAGGAGAUCCAGGCGGCCUGCCGGCUGCUGGCCAAGGUGGAGCUGGAGAGGGACAACCUGAAGGAUGAGAUCCGGCAGAUCAAGCAGAAGCUGUUCAAGGUGACAAAGGAGUGCGUGGCUUGCCAGUACCAGCUGGAGAGCCGGCGGCACGACCUCUCCCAGCACGCUGCUUACCGGGGCGAGCUGGAGACCCAGGCUGGGCAGCUCUCCGGAGAACUGUCCCGGCUGAAGGAGACCUGCGAGAAGGAGAAGGAGGUUUUGAGGCAGCGGUUGGAGACGCCACCGUGUCGGCAGGAUAAUCUGUACCUGCAGGAGAGUCGCCGGCUCUCCAUGGAGUUUGAGAGCUUCGUGGCAGAGAGCCGGCGGGGUCUGGAGGAGCACUACGAGCCCCAGCUGCUGCGGCUGCUGGAGAGACGUGAGGCGGGGGCGAAGGCGCUGCAGGAGAUGCAGGGGGAGAUCCAGGAGAUGAAGGAAGCCCUGCGGCCCUUGCAGGGGGAGGUCAGUCGGCUGCGGCUGCAGAACCGGAGCCUGGAGGAGCAGAUCAUCCUCGUCAAGCAGAAACGGGAUGAAGAGGUCGGGCAGUACCGGGAACAGGUGGAGGAGCUGGAAGACAGGCUGAAGGAGCUGAAGAACGGGGUCCAGCUCCAGCAGCGCAAGAAUCAGGAACUGGAGGAGCUGAGGACCAGCCUCCACCGGGAGCUCUCCAUCUACAAGGGCUGCUUAGAAAUCUACGGCCACCUUUGCAAAUCAGAAGAAAAAGCAGACCAGGACUGAUGGGAACGCCGGACUUUUCCUCAUUGUAGCAAAAGUAAAGGACAGAGGUAGCUGCAGGGGACAUCUCCUCUUGCUGCUCGUCCCACCCGAUGCGCAGCAGCUGCCCGAAGCCAGGAAUACCAGAGAAUCCUCAAGGUGCUGCUGUUAAUCAUGUAGUAAAACUGCUUUUCCACAGAGGAGCAGAAAAAAAUAAUACUUGCACUGAACAAUGGACAUAUACGAAGAAUAACAGAUGUAUGUUUUGCUGUGUUUGGAAAAAAUGUAUCUUGUUCCAUAGGUGGAUUGUAUGAGACUGCACAGAAAGUAGUGUUCUGGAAGCCAGUGUCAGGGGGUUUGAUUUUUUAAGUUUACAUGCAAGAGAAGCUUUAUCCUUUUAACAGGAUUUUCUUUUGUAUUUCAAGGGUCUCUGCUGUAUUGUGACAUGCUCCACCGUGGGCCACAGAAACUAGUUUGUGGAGAAUAGGUUUCCACUUUAUAUAAAGUCUCACACUGAAAAUAAAGGUUGGAG
This is a messenger RNA of Grus americana (Whooping crane), 3114 nucleotides long. It is a transcript of the gene SYNC, whose product is annotated as syncoilin, intermediate filament protein. Bases 1065 to 2606 code for a protein of 513 amino acids. Lineage: Eukaryota; Metazoa; Chordata; Aves; Gruiformes; Gruidae. The record is from RefSeq and is a predicted model, not a curated record. The transcript has 4 exons. Gene Ontology annotation, cellular component: intermediate filament.